This is a messenger RNA of Photinus pyralis (common eastern firefly), 1410 nucleotides long. RefSeq lists its product as uncharacterized. The record is from RefSeq and is a predicted model, not a curated record. Lineage: Eukaryota; Metazoa; Arthropoda; Insecta; Coleoptera; Lampyridae. The transcript has a single exon. Bases 1 to 1410 code for a protein of 469 amino acids.
AUGGCGGACCACGUUUUAUCAAAGCGAAAUAAGAACAAACUUGUCCAUGAAAACCACAUUUACGUUUUCUCCAAAAAAACAAAAAAUGGAGAACAUGGGAUAUGGGUGCGCGAACUCCGAUCAAGCUGCAAGGGUCGAGUAUGGACAAACGGAAAAGAUGGUGAAGUGGUGAAAACAGUUACGCAUCAUAACCAUGCAGCACAAGCUGCCAGGCCAGCAGCCAUUCGAUUGGUUACGACGGUAAAGGAGCGUGCCGCAACGACACAGGAGAGCCCACAUCAAAUUAUAGCAAAUGUCAUCCCACAAGCUCACGCAGAUGUUGCUGCAAUCAUGCCAAAAAAGGAUGCAUUGAAGAAAACGAUCCGCAGAGCCAGACGAGAUGAAGAAGCACCUGCGCUUCCAAGAAAUAUGCAAGAAUUGGUGAUUCCCCGAGGUUUUAGUGAAAUCGUUAUUGAUGGUGAAGUGCAACAGUUUCUAAUGUACGAUUCGGAGAAUCAACUGAUGCCAGGAAGGAUCCUCAUCUUUUCAACCAGAAGCAACCUUCAUCUUUUGGCCCAAAGUCAAGAAUGGUUUGCAGAUGGCACGUUCAGUACCGCACCAGCUAUUUUUGAACAACUUUACACCCUCCACGCCAUCAAAAACAGUGCCGUUGUUCCGCUAGUGUACGCUCUCUUACCGAAUAAAACAAGAGCUACGUAUGUUACAUUUUUACAACAAUUGAAACGUUUGCAACCUGGACUGCAACCAACUCAACUCAUGACGGAUUUCGAACUCGCUGCCAUGCAAGCAUUUGAAUUGGAGUUUCCAGGUAUUUUAAAGACUGGAUGUUUUUUCCAUUUAUCGCAAUCCGUUUGGAGAAAGGUGCAAAGUGAAGGCCUCAAAGCUCGCUACGAGAAUGACCAUGAGUUCGCUCGAUGGAUUAGAAUGAUUCCUGCUUUGGCGUUUGUUCCUGAACAUAACGUAAGCGACUCAUUCACCGAAUUACUUGAAACCGAAGGAUUUCCUGAAGAGGCUGUACCCAUAGCGAAUUAUUUCGAAGACACAUAUAUUGGUCGAAGACUACGUCGUGGGCGUCAAAUUCCACUAUUUCCAACUCAAAUUUGGAAUGUUUAUCAGCGCACUCUUAACGACCAACAUCGCACAAAUAAUCACGUGGAGGGAUGGCACCGCGCUUUUCAAGAAACUUGUGGGUCCCAAUUUCCAAAUAUUUUUCGUUUUAUUGAAUGUUUGCGGAAGCAGCAAGGUAUUCAUAAUUACGAAAUAAUACAAUCCAUUGCAGGAAAUCAAGGAAAUCCAAGAAACAAGAAGUAUGUUGCAAUAUCAGCUCGAAUCAAAAGAAUCGUUGAAGAUUUUGAAGAUCGCCAUCUUACCGAUUAUUUGCAUGGGAUAGCGUACAACUUCGAAUUUUGA